This is a messenger RNA of Paramecium primaurelia, 839 nucleotides long. NCBI's taxonomy places the organism in Eukaryota, Ciliophora, Oligohymenophorea, Peniculida, Parameciidae. The record is from the annotation of a GenBank genome assembly.
AUGAAAUAAAAUAAAUAAAAUAUUCAUAAGGUUAUCCGCAAGAGUAAAUUUAAAUUUGUAAUGUCUUAUAGGACCUUGGACAGAUGAAGAGGAUCUCAGAGUAAUUGAAUUAGUUUAAGAAUUUGGUCCUUAAAAAUGGACUUAAAUUGCCUAAUAAUUAGAUGGAAGAAUAGGAAAAUAAUGUAGAGAAAGGUGAUAAUGAAUUUUAAUUUAAUAGAUGGCAUAAUCAUUUAAAUCCUUUGAUAAAGAAAACUCCUUGGGAAGAAGAUGAAGAAUGGGUUUUAUUCCUAUAUCAUAAAGCUUUAAGUAUUAAUCCUGAUUAUACAUUAAGGCAAUAAAUGGGCUGAAAUAGCCAAGCAUGUCAAAGGAAGAACUGAUAAUUCAAUCAAGAACCACUGGAAUAGUGGCAUGAAAAAAAGAAUGCCUGAAUUUUAAAUGAAGUUGGGUUAAAUUAAGUAGAAAUUUUAAAGAGAAGGGUAUCUUAUGAACAUUAAAUAAGAAUAUCAAUUUUGAAUGAUUAUGAUCCAUUAUAAAAAAAAGCUCUAGAGAUUAUCUUAAUGAAUAAACAAUACAAGAGUAUAAUAAGUGAAUCUUCUGAAAGUGACGAUGUUUCAUACCCUACAAAAUAAUCAAAGAAACAUCGACAUCACUUAGAGUUGAUAGAGUUGUAAAGAGAACAAUAGCUCAAAGGAUAAAAUGAUGAGAUAAUAGAAUAAAACUACAUCAGCGAUGAUGAAUAAGAGAUGAGUAAUAGGUGAUUUAUUAAAUAAUGUAAUUUCUAGUGUAAAUUCCUUCUAAUUACUAACGACUUCUAAGAAGAAGAGUAAAUGUGAAUACGA